AUGAGAAUCAACGUUUUAUCAUUCGGAAUCGCCGUGAUCUAUCUCGGCACGGUGGCAUCAGCUGUAUCAGUUGCCAGAGCACCGCCGCCGUUACCGGUCAAGAAACGUCCGUACGGAUGCGAUUGCUACACGAUAUCCGGGCCCGAUCCAGGAUACUUCCAGCACUACAAGCUCUGGGACUUUCGGGCGGUGGAUUUGAAGAAGCAUGCCAAUCUCAAUCUGUCAGAACCCAUUGAUUAUGGUGACGAGGACUGGGAUGAUGACGAUGUGGGCGACGACGAAGAUCCGCAAAACAGCCACCUCUCGUCCGGAGUCCAUGAUGAAAAGGACUCGGAUCCUAGAUCACUGGUAUUCUACAAGUCCUCCUUUGAGAGAGACUGGAGCAGUCAGAACUGGGAACGCCGAGGCACUCCUAUAGCCCCGGUCCUCAUGGUAAAUUCGAAGCACAACGUCUUUCUCACCCGGGACCGUGAGCAAAAUGAUCCCCAUGCGACGUAUCUCGUUCUGCGCACCACCCGCUUUUCAGAAUACACCUCCACCGCGGAGAUCGAAACUCGCAUACGCAAUAUCUACCGGUGCUCGGUACGUGUCCGGCUGCGUUUAUUGCCAGCUGGCUCCGUCGUGUCUCAACCACCUCAGCAUAAAGAAUGGCCGCCGCGGGACCCAAAACGACAUCCCACCGUGCCUUUGAAUAAGACAACCCCGCCCCGUGAUGGCAGGCCACCUGACGGCGCUUGUGCUGGCAUAUUCACUUACCAUGACCAAACCUGUGAAUCCGACAUUGAGAUUUUGACUAAGGACCCAUCUCAUCGCGUGCACUAUGCCAAUCAGCCCGAUUAUGAUUUUACCGCUGAUCAUGAGAUCCCCGGUGCGAGUACCAUUGCCGAUCUUCCUAUUCCGUGGACAACGUGGUCCACACAUCGCUUAGACUGGCUCUCGGACAUGUCACGGUGGUAUGUCAACAAUCAGAUACAGGAUGCCAAAUCAUACAGGGUUCCUGACCUAGAGAGUAUGAUUAUUCUCAAUCUUUGGAGUGACGGUGGACUCUGGACUGGCGACAUGAGAAUUGGUGACAGUAUAUACAUGGGCAUUGAAUACAUCGAGCUGAUCUACAACCGUUCUUCUGAUGCUUUCAGGGGCCCUUAUGUGUCUCUUUCACAAAACCAUGGCGGCCAUCAAAGGGAUCCACCAAAAAAUGGUUCUCUUGGUAAUUGGAAUCCUUUGGAGCCAGAUCAAAACCAUGAAAAGUGCAAGCCAGGUAGGCAGGGCCGCGAGUGCAGAAGAAAGAAGUGGAGGAACAGGCCUCUUCAUGAAUCAUGUCAGAGACCAUGCAACAUUGAUGAACUUUAA
Penicillium digitatum Pd1 is the source of this 1350-nucleotide messenger RNA. Its product is annotated as glycoside hydrolase family 16 protein. Lineage: Eukaryota; Fungi; Ascomycota; Eurotiomycetes; Eurotiales; Aspergillaceae. The record is from RefSeq and is a predicted model, not a curated record.